UAACUAACGUAUUGUGACUAUCAUAUACGUGGUGGUGUGAUAAGAACUUAUCAAUACCUUGCUGGUAUUACUGGAAAUAUGUAUGUGUUUCUGGUUUUAUUAUGUGUUGUGUUCAGUAUCAAUGCCCAGAGCUGUCAUUUUGGGAACGACUGUCCCAAGACAGCAACGUGCUGUAGGAACAUGGCUGGUCAGCCUUUAUUGCAUUCGGAAGGUUUUGGGCACUUUGGCGGAGGGUUAAUAAUGGACCGUUCAGGGCAGUGUACAUCACAGUUGUCACGUGAACACGAAGCAUGUGACUCACAUUACUGUAAAUGUGAACCAGGCUACGAGUGCUAUACACCGAUGUCCGGGGUGUGCUGCCCACAGGCUCGCUGUUACAACGCCACCUGGGUGAAGCAACAGAGGGAGUACUGGCAUAACUGUAUGUCAAACCCUAACUGUGCUCUCCCACCUUAAGUGAAGACGCUGUUUACCAAUAUGUACACAAAUUAAAUAUAUGUACCUUUAGUAAUUUUUGAUCGUUGUCAAUAUCUUGAGUGAUUUUAAAAUUUGUACUUUAGAAAACCUAGUGCUAAGGACACAUGGUACAAACAAAACACAAACGAUAUGUUGGUUCGUGGAGAUAUAAUUAUUUUUAGAUUUAUUUCGGGUCUUUUAUCGAAGAUUUAAAAUACUCAAUUCUUUCUUUUUUGCCACAACCCCUGUUAAAUUAUUUUAGCUCUUUAAAAC
Molecule: messenger RNA, 729 nt
Organism: Saccostrea cuccullata (small rock oyster)
Lineage: Eukaryota; Metazoa; Mollusca; Bivalvia; Ostreida; Ostreidae
Exons: 4
Coding region: 79-456 (125 amino acids)
Source: RefSeq, a predicted model, not a curated record